Molecule: messenger RNA, 3217 nt
Organism: Haliotis rubra (blacklip abalone)
Lineage: Eukaryota; Metazoa; Mollusca; Gastropoda; Lepetellida; Haliotidae
Exons: 3
Coding region: 1169-2578 (469 amino acids)
Source: RefSeq, a predicted model, not a curated record
GACUCUGCACCAGCAAUGCGGUAAUUUACAAUCGAUCUUCGUCUUUAUUAGAUGCCGUGUGUUGAGUAAUUUACAAAAGAAACACAAGCUGAGCGUCAAAAGUCAAAGUCUAUUCAAAGCAAAACAAUAAAGCUCUCAAUCCGCAGGUGAUUUAGAACAUUACUUCACAAAAAUGUCAAACCUCGACAGGUAGCGUUGAUUUAUCAGGAGAUUAGUUGUUGUUACGAUUAAACACUGCAAGGGGAAUGUGUAGAACCAGCGGUGUUGCUACACUAGCAUUUCAUUUGAUUUUUACACGACCACUGACAGCAUUGUUCACUGAAGGGCUGAAUAAACAACGCGGCAUAAUUUUGUUAGAACACAAAGAGGAAAAUUAAAAAACACCCAUAGAUUACCGGAAUGUUUUUAAUGAAUCGUUUACGCUAUUUGUGAAGACGUGUGAGCUCUGUGAGGUACGGGGAAAGUAAAUGCUAUUGAACUGAUCAAACCCAUUUAAUAUUAACCCAAACUUAAAAAGAAAAUGUCGAGAUUGCAAUAGUGACGUAUGCUAUUUGAUUGUGGUUUUCCUUCGCAGUGUUGGCUUGACAUUUAUUGAUAGAUACUGUUACACAUUGCAGCAGAAAUCGACAAUAAAACAGCUCGGCAAAACAAUAUGUACGUGUUAUGUAGCAAUAGCGAUAUAGAAAUGUCUUACUCGAUACACUAAGUUACCGAGGGAAUAGUUGUCUAGUGAUCGUGUAGGUUGUUGCUACGAGUUGGGACGACAUUGCGAGAUAAUACAUCAUCUGCCGAGACAGCGACAGCUACUGUUUUCGAGAAGACAUUGGCUUGUCUGACUGGUACCCUGUUUCGUCAUUUAAAUCCUUGUCAAUGACCUGAACUCAUCACAAAUGGUUUACUGUGAACAGAACGUUAUUUCAAACUCCCAAAGGGACAUCACUCUGAAUGGAUUUGUGACAACCGGAAGUUAUUACCUGCCCUUGACGUCGUCUGCAUAAGUCGCAGAUUGAAGUGUGUUGGUGUAAAGGCGAAAUUUGUUUUACGCAUUACUUUCACGGAUGUGUUCUAACCUGACACCCUAAAGGAUCAGUGAUACACCAUCCAUACCACUAACUACAGGACGUAAUCGUGUAUUUGAAACAUAGUUGUGAAAACUUCUUCAGAAAGUAUGAAGCUUAUGGGAUUUCCGGGCGAUGCUUUCGCCAAAUUGGACAGAAAACCCAGGACAAUCAAGAAGGACCCGUCUUGUACUUUCAAAGAAGUACAUCUUCCUCCCAUAACGGACAAGCGUAAAGUUGGGCGGCGGGGAAGACAAAAGCCCAAGACAGUCAUUCGAAAAAGGUUGAUGGAGCGUCCGAAUCUGGACUCAAGGAAAGGCAAGCGACCACCCUGGGCCGCAGAUGGGAAGUCCCAUCACGCAGAGUAUCUCAAACGUCUCACGAGACUUCGCGAUCAGCUGGUCGACCAGGAGCAGACGAACCUUGCACAGGCCCUUGACCGACUUCGCAUGCGGCAAAUCAACAAAGAAGACGCCAAUUUUCGUCUCAGAUUGAGAGAUUCCGGAACAAAUCUGUAUUCUCCUCGCAGACGUGCCAUGGUUACAACUCUGGAGAAAUUUAGGAAAAUGAGACCCCAGAAAAACCCGCCUAUGUUGUUUCCAUUAGAAGGAAAGCAGCUGAUAGAGCCGAAAGGCUCUGACACUCCACGAACAUUUCUUCCGGAAGGUUCUGAUGACGUGUCAGUGCCCGUCAGUUCACGAGUUGAGCAGACUGUCCAGCUGAACCUUCAGAGACUAGCACAGCCUAUAUCGAGCAUUCCGAACAUUGGCAGGAAAGCUUUAAAACGUGAAGACCUGGUUUUACAGAGUCACGGCAUGGACAAAAGGACGCCCAAGAACCCGAUGUUGAAGCAUACCCACGCUCUUUCACAAGGAACAGCAUUAACGCCACUGAAUAGAGCCAGACAAAUUAACGUGGAUCUGGUUCCUGAUUCUUUCAAACUUGAACCUCUCACUGAAGGCGAUCAGAUAGACAUGGACAAACUCAGGAAGUACUACUACGUGUAUUAUCUCCCUUCAACUUCCGCUUCCCAAGAUGGCGACCGAUCGGAUCUCAGGACUCCCAAAAGCACCGUGCGACAACGACGAGUUCAGGGCUACAGAGAUAGUGAAAGAUCGGUCGUGUCAUCAAAUGUGUCUCUACUUGAUGAUGAAGGGUAUUCAACCAAUGGGAAGACCUCUUUACCAUAUAUAGAAUCAACCGGAAGUGGAACUCUUCACUGGCAUGAUCAUCCAAGAUUUCCGGAAGACGUUGACAUUCAUGGUAUGAGCACUGCGCAUGACCAAGAUUAUUUAACCGGAAGGAGUUCGCGCGUGCAUAUUGUUGUCGACAUGCCGGAUAUAAUCUACAGCGCCCCUACCCCUGACGUCAUUGAAGGAAUGGAGGUUAAAAAGGGGGGAUCACUCUCAAAGACUUACAAACAGAAUGAAAUUCGACAAAGAGAGUUACAGAACUUGAUUGAAGAUGUCAAGGAGCUUAAUAUGAGAACCGAGACAUUGACAAGUGAACUAUAUCAUUAACAGUAUUUAUGUAUUACAUGCAUGUGGACAUAUCAGGCCCUUCUAUAUCAGUUUGUGAUAUGGUUAUACAUUUCAGGAAUUUUGCUUCAUUAUAUAGAGAAUAUGUCUAACCUAACAGUCAGAGUAAGGGCUUAUGACAAUAUCAUUUUGAGUAGAGAAUGUAUAUAGAUUUGAUUUUGCUCAAAAUCAUCCACAUUUCUGCGGAAUAACAUGUCCGGCGAAACCCGGAUUAUCGAAUGUCCAUUUGAACGAUCAUGGGUACAUUGUAAUGCCGAGCCGUCGUAAGAGGCGACUAGCGGGAUUGGGUGUAGCCCGUCGACUUGGUUGACACAUGACAUCGUGUACAACGAUAACCGAUGCCAUCACUGAAUCGUCUGGUCCAGAAUCGACUAUUUACUGACCUCCGUCAUGCAGCGCUUGCUGAGUUCGGUGUUAAGCAGUGCACAAACCAAACCAUGUCAGAUUGCAUAUUUUAAUUUCCAAACAGUAGGAACUUCCAAACAGUUCUCGGAACUGAUGGGUUGAUGGAUUAACGAGGUUACACUGCACUAAAAAAAAUCACUGUAUAUUGUCUACAGUUGACAUUGUCAGAUCAGUGGCAUGUUGCAUGAUUUAAAAAUGAAUAAAACUAUAAAAUUC